GAUGAUCUGUGCAAGUUUAGUUCCAGUUCACGCGCAGCGCCGAAUAGCCUUCAUAAGCAUUGAUUGUGGAGCACCCUCGAAGCUGUAUGAAGAUCCGGAUACCAACAUAACAUACUCACCAGAUAACAAUUUCAUAGACACAGGGAUAAGCCAGAACAUUUCAUCCGAAUACAUGUAUCCAAACAAUCCAAACUUGCCAUUACCAGCCUCGGACCUUAGAAGUUUUCCUCAAGGAAACAAGAACUGCUACACUUUGAAACCUGAAGCUGGAAAAGGCAGCUUGAACCUAAUCAGAGCUUCUUUCUUGUAUGGAAACUAUGAUGGAAAAGACAAGCUACCGGAGUUUGAUCUGUAUUUUGAUGUCAACUUCUGGUCUGUGGUGACAUUUGUAAAUGCUUCUGAUAUUGUCACAAAGGAGAUUGUUGGUUUUGCACAAUCUGAUGUCAUAAAUGUUUGUCUUCUGAACAAAGGUUUAGGAACUCCUUUCAUUUCAGGAUUGGAGCUUAGACCCCUUAACAGCUCAACUUAUGGUACUGAGUUUGGUACUAAUGCAUCAUUAGUACUGGUUCACAGAAUAGACAUUGGAUCAAGCAAUGGAACGGGUAGGUAUGCAGAAGAUGUUUACGACCGAAUUUGGUCUAAUUACAUCUCUCGUUCUUGGGAUUUAGUGAGCACUUCUUCACCAAUUACUACUGAUGAAGACGGAUAUCGAGUGCCUUAUGAAGUGAUCAAGACUGCAGCUAGGCCUCGGAAUGCAAGUGAACCUUUGGAGCUGUAUUGGAACACAACCGACUCAAACGCUCAGUUUUAUGUUUAUAUGUAUUUUUCUGAAGUAGAGCAUCUUGAGAAAAGCCAGUCAAGAAAGUUGAACAUUUCUUGGAAUGGUGCUCCAUUGUUUGGACAGUUUGUGCCGCGUUACUUAUAUGCAGACAUACUAUCUAAUUCAAAAGCUUUGGUGGGAAAAGAUCACCAAAUUUCUAUAUCCAAAGCAGAAAACUCGACCCUUCCACCGAUUCUCAAUGCGGUUGAGAUCUACAGAGUCAUGCAGCUAGUUGAAUCACCAACUUAUAGUGAAGAUGUUGAUGCCAUUAUGAAUGUUAAAACUACAUAUCAAAUUAAGAAAAUCUGGGCUGGUGAUCCUUGUGCACCUAAGAAUUUCUCUUGGGAUGGUCUAAAAUGCAACUACACUGUUUCAGUUCCUCGGAUUAUUUCCCUCAACUUGACCUCAAGCAAAUUGAGUGGGAUUAUAGCUGCUUCAAUUUCCAAGCUUUCAUCAUUGGAAUCCUUGGACUUGUCAAACAAUAACUUAAUCGGACCAGUGCCUGCAUUUCUGGAAGAACUAAAAUCUCUCAAGAUUCUGAACUUGAAAGGGAAUCAAUUGUCUGGUUUUGUUCCAAAUGCACUUAAGGAGAGAUCAGAUGCUGGAUUACUUGUACUAAGUGUGGAUAGUCAAAAUCUUUGUGGCUCAGAUUCAUGCAAAACAAAGAAGAAAAUUGUUGCCCCAAUAGUUGGAUCAUUAUUAUCAGCACUGGUAGUCCUUGUAGUUCUAUUUGUCUGGAAAUUGAGAACCAAAAAGAAAUCAGAAGGACUAGAAACCUUUAAGAAGGAAGGAAUUCCUGUUGCAUCAAAGAAGUGCCAGUUUAGUUAUGAUGAGGUUGUAGAAAUCACUAAAAAUUUCCACACUGAAAUCGGAAAAGGAGGAUUUGGGACUGUGUACCAUGGCUACAUGAAAGAUGGCACCCAAGUUGCAGUUAAAAUGCUUUCUCCAUCAUCCACUCAAGGACCAAAGGAGUUCCAAACUGAGUCUGAGCUCCUCAUGAGGAUCCAUCACAGAAAUUUGGCCUCGUUUAUUGGAUACUGUGAUGAAGCUGAUAAUUUGGCUCUUAUAUACGAGUACAUGGUUAAUGGGAACCUUAAAGAUUAUCUCUCAGUUAAAAGCUCAUGUAUGACUUGGGAAUUGAGACUUCGCAUCGCCAUAGAUGCUGCACAAGGGCUCGAGUACUUGCACCAUGGAUGCAAGCCACCUAUUGUACACAGAGAUGUGAAGACUGCCAACAUUCUCUUAAGUGAAAACUUGGAAGCUAAGAUUGCAGAUUUCGGUCUUUCUAAGGUUUUCACCAAUGACAGUGAAACUGAUGUGGAAACAACAGUUAUGGGGACAGCAGGUUAUUUAGACCCAGAGUACUACAGUUCACAUAAGUUGAAUGAGAAAAGCGAUGUGUAUAGUUUUGGCGUAGUACUAUUGGAACUGAUCACAGGCCAACCUGCAGUCAUAAGAAGCGACGAAAGAAUCCACAUUGUGCAUUGGGUGAGUCCUGAGCUCCAAAAAGGGAAUAUAGCAAGUGUUGUUGAUCAAAGAAUGGAAGGAGAUUUCGAUGUGAAUUCAGUUUGGAAAGCUUUCGAAAUAGCAAUGACAUGCACAACUAGAACCUCUCACCAAAGAGCCACCAUGAGUUUUGUGUUAUCUGAGCUAAAACAGUGUCUGGAAAUGGAGUUGUCGAGGAAUCGAGAAAGAAAUUUUGGAUUGACAGAAGAAAGUGGAGAUAGAUUUGCAGCAGCAUAUAGUAGUUCGCCUUAUAAUAGUUCCAUGUAUACAGAUUCCACAAAUGCCGAUUCCAUGACUGGGCCAUUUGCUAGGUAAUAUAUAGUCCCCCUAUUUGAUCUUAGGACAUAAGUUUCUCUGUAACUUCAUUAUUUUGCUUCCUUGCUACAGAAGUCAAGCUUGUAAUCCAUUUUG
Messenger RNA from Fragaria vesca subsp. vesca, 2737 nucleotides. Its product is annotated as probable LRR receptor-like serine/threonine-protein kinase At4g29180-like. Gene Ontology annotation, molecular function: protein kinase activity; ATP binding; protein binding. The transcript has 12 exons. The record is from RefSeq and is a predicted model, not a curated record. NCBI's taxonomy places the organism in Eukaryota, Viridiplantae, Streptophyta, Magnoliopsida, Rosales, Rosaceae. Gene Ontology annotation, biological process: protein phosphorylation. The coding region runs from base 2 to 2641 and encodes 879 amino acids.